AUCCCGUUAAAGCGGACACCCUCUAAAGCGGACAGCCCGUUAAAGCGGACACUAGCACUUGGAACGGACUGAUUUUAAGUCAAACUCUUAUAAAAAACUCUCUAUAAAGCGGACAGUCAUAAAGCGGACACUCGUUAAAGCGGACGAUUUAUUUUGAACCAAAUUAAUAUUUUCCCUAUGAAGACUCCCUGAAAAGCGGACAGUACAAAACAAAAAAUGGAAACAAAGAUUUUGUAACGAAAUUUUUAUUCUUAUUUCAGACAUUUUCUAACUUUUUUAUCAACAGAGUUUAAAAUCUUUUUAAUACACCUUUCUGUAAAAGACACAGCUUUGUAAGGGCCAAUGGACAAAAUGCGCCGUUGUACCGUCUUCGAUGAAGAAAGUCAAAAAAUGCUGACGGCAGUUACAAAAAAGAUUGAGGAUCUACAAAUUAAAUGCAAGAAGCAAGUCUCUAUCAAAGACUUUUUCUUGUAACGUUUGAUUAAUGUUUCUGAAUAUAGCUUAUAUACCCUCAAAUCCUAGCCUCUUAACUUCUUACUUUAAGCCCAGUAAAGCAUAAAUAACCUUUUUCGGUCAAAAUCCCAUCUAAAAUAAAAUACGACACAAACUCUCUAUAAAGCGGACAUCCCGUUAAAGCGGACAGUUUUUUUGGUCCCAAUGGUGUCCGCUUUAACGGGAUUCCACUGUAUUUUCUCAUCUAUAUCUUUUCAUCACAACCGUAACAAACACGCAAGCGAUGGCGCAAAAGAUCUUGAGGUAUCCCAGUGCAAACAAAAAUCAGCCGAGGCUAAAUGCUGGUGGUUCAGCAGAUAAAAGGAGGACAAAAUAGGGCAUAAUGAUUGUCAAUGAAGUUUAUAGACUUUUUAUAAACACAAGAUCACAAAGGCACUAAAGUUAAUCUUUUUAUUCUUGUCAUUUGUUUCUUAUAUUUCUUACGUGCCAAAAUGCGUGUGCAUGUCCAUUGCGAAAGAAAAACCCCAACCCUAAAUGUGUAUAAACUAUUGUAUUAUUGAAUGUUUACAAUGCUUCCCUGGCAAAAAUACAUCCCCGAAAGACUGUUUGAACAUUUCUUCGCAAUAUCGCGUCAUAACUUGAUUCGCUUUGCGUCAUGACGUCAAAUUAAUUUGCGUCUUAUGAUUUACUGAGAACAGUUUAAAAAUGCCGCACGAAGAUAAUGAACCGGUGCGUUCAAACUACGGUUUAAAAACAUACACACCUGAAGAAACGAAAAACCAAUGGAAAGAAACAGUUAAUAGGCAACGUUUAAUUCAUAUGAAUCAUAAAUGUGCAGAAAAGGAGAGGAAGGAAAUUAAAGAAUUCAAACUGGGCAACGUCAAGAAUUUAUCGUACUUUAAUAACAACAAAGAGCAUUGUUUGGUGUCUGCAUACGAUCGUCAAUUUCAUGCAGAGGAGGGUUACCAUAGCAAACUAACACGCGACGAUCGGAAACAUAUGCUUGGAUUGAAUGUCAACUUUGAGGAAAGACCAAAGAAAGUUCCAAUUUUAUCAUCUUCGGCUUAUGGCCAUCGCAAACCAUUGGAACACGCUCAACGCAAAUUUUGCAGAGUUGCUCUGGUGAGAAGAGAUUUCUAUCGAGAUUGCGGAACGAAUAUUCCAUCAAGACAAGAAUAAAUUAUUUUCAGACUUCUUGUUCUUUUAAUAGACCUUUGAUGGUAUUU
Hydractinia symbiolongicarpus is the source of this 1679-nucleotide messenger RNA. Its product is annotated as cilia- and flagella-associated protein 90-like. The record is from RefSeq and is a predicted model, not a curated record. Bases 1159 to 1632 code for a protein of 157 amino acids. The transcript has 4 exons. NCBI's taxonomy places the organism in Eukaryota, Metazoa, Cnidaria, Hydrozoa, Anthoathecata, Hydractiniidae.